Messenger RNA from Pseudonaja textilis, 3406 nucleotides. RefSeq names its product PR/SET domain 4 (gene PRDM4). Gene Ontology annotation, cellular component: nucleus. Gene Ontology annotation, molecular function: histone methyltransferase binding; DNA-binding transcription factor activity, RNA polymerase II-specific. NCBI's taxonomy places the organism in Eukaryota, Metazoa, Chordata, Lepidosauria, Squamata, Elapidae. Gene Ontology annotation, biological process: transcription by RNA polymerase II; regulation of gene expression. The record is from RefSeq and is a predicted model, not a curated record.
AUGCAUCCCAGGAUGAAUGAAAUGAGUCUGAGCCCUGUGGGGAUGGAACAGCUGGCAGCUUCUUCUGUGAGCAAUGCCCUGGCUGUUGCAGGAAAUCACAUAGCUUUGACCUCCUCACCCACCCAUAAUGCUAUACAAGCACCAGGCUUACCAGUUGCAAUUCCAAAUUUGGGGCCCUCAUUACCAUCUGCUUUGUCUCUGAUGCUUCCAAUGGGCAUUGGAGAUCGAGGAGUGAUGUGUGGUAUACCAGAGAGAAAUUAUACCCUACCUCCACCACCUUACCCUCAUCUAGAAAGCAGCUACUUUAGACACAUUCUACCUGGUCUCAUAUCUUACUUAGCUGACAGACCUCCACCUCAAUGUAUUCACCCCAACAAUAUCAAUGUUGACGGUAACUCAGCUUUAUCUGUCUCCAAUAAUCCUUCAGACUUAGAUCCUUACCAGCCCAAUGGAUCUGUGGGUCUUGAAGCAGGCAUUGUCUCCAUGGAUUCUCGUUCAGUGAAUGCACAUAAUACUCAAAGUUUACAUCCCAGUGAUGGCCAUGAUGUAGCUCUAGACACAACAAUUACCAUAGAAAGUGUUUCAAGAGUUACCAGUCCAAUCUCAAGCGACAGAAUGGCUGAAGAACUUAGGAUGAGUGAUGUAGGUGGGGAUCAUUCACAGAUUGCAAAUGGCAGCCGUAAUCAUGAGCCUCUAGCAGUGGAUGGGGGUUUAGCCUCAGAAACUGUAGGGCAUAAUGGUGUCAUCCCUAUCCAUGGUAACAGUUUGGAACUUCCUGUUGUUAUGGAGACUGACCACAUUUCAGGCCGUGUCAAUGGGAUGCCUGACCGAACACUUGGGGACUCUAUUCAUACAGUGGCCAUGAGCAGCAAUUCUGUGAGUGUUGCACUUUCUACCUCACAUAAUCUCACUUCCCUGGAAUCUGUCUCAUUACAUGAAGUGGGUCUCAGCUUGGAGCCUGUGACUGUAUCCUCCAUUAACCAGGAAGUAGCCAUGGGACAAAAUCAUGUGGAUGUCUCUUCAGACAAUCUUACUUUUGUGCCAUCAUCAUUGCAGAUGGAAGAUUCCAAUUCCAAUAAGGAGAAUAUGGCUACAUUGUUUACAAUAUGGUGCACACUCUGCGACAAGGCUUACCCAUCAGAUUGCCCAGAUCAUGGGCCAGUGACUUUUGUUUCUGAUACUCCGAUAGAAAGCAGGGCCAGACUUUCUCUCCCAAAACAGCUUAAUAUCCGCCAUGCUGUCAUGGGACCUGAAGUUGGUGGACAGUAUUGUCAAUUAUCAACUUGUCUUGGAUCUCCUUCCUUAGGUGUGUGGACUCGGGAAACUAUUCCUGUCCGUACCUGCUUUGGACCACUCAUUGGUCAACAAAGUCACUCAAUAGAAGUGGCUGACUGGACAGACAAAGCAGCCAAUCACAUUUGGAAGAUGUAUCACAAUAAUGUUCUGGAAUUCUACAUCAUCACAACAGAUGAAAAUGAAUGUAACUGGAUGAUGUUUGUGCGGAAGGCCAGGAACCGAGAAGAACAGAAUCUGGUAGCUUACCCUCAUGAUGGAAAGAUUUACUUCUGCACUUCCCGCGACAUCUCUCCAGACCAGGAGCUCCUUUUCUACUAUAGUCGUGACUAUGCUCAGCAGAUUGGUGUUCCUGAGCAUCCUGAUGUGCAUACUUGUCACUGUGGAAAAGAAUGUGCCUCCUAUGCAGAGUUUAAGGUCCAUCUGAGUAGUCAUCUCCACAGCCACUUCCCCAGUCAGGGACACAGCAGUACCCAUGGAUCAGGACACAGUAAGGAAAGGAAAUGGAAAUGCUCUAUGUGCCCUCAAGCUUUUAUAUCACCUUCUAAGCUUCAUGUUCACUUCAUGGGGCAUAUAGGUAUGAAGCCACACAAAUGUGAUUUCUGUAGCAAGGCAUUCAGCGAUCCCAGCAAUCUGCGUACCCAUCUUAAAAUUCAUACAGGUCAGAAAAACUAUCGCUGUGCACUCUGUGAAAAAUCUUUUACUCAGAAGGCACACCUAGAGACACACAUGGUUAUCCACACUGGAGAAAAAAAUCUGAAAUGUGACUAUUGUGAUAAACUAUUUAUGCGGCGCCAAGAUCUCAAGCAGCAUGUGCUCACCCAUACACAAGAACGUCAAAUCAAAUGUCCACAAUGUGAGAAGCUAUUCUUAAGGACAAAUCACCUAAAGAAACAUUUAAACUCUCAUGAAGGAAAAAGGGAUUAUGUGUGUGAAAAGUGUUCCAAGGCUUAUUUAACAAAAUACCACCUUACUCGCCAUCUAAAAAUUUGUAAAGGACCAACCUCUAGUCUCUCAGCCCAAGAAGAGGAGGAGGAGGAUUCUUCAGAAGAAGAAGAAUUGAUAAAUUCUACAACAAAUGAAAAUUGCCAACUCAGAACCACCAUGUAUGUGACAGCUGAUACACUGUCUUGACACAAAUAAGACAAUUCCUAAAAUUGUUUAAACUUACAUUCAGUGGCCAAAUUCUCAUCUAUAAUGAAAAUGGCUUAUCUGUUUUCAGAGAGAUUACCAGGAACAUUAAAACAAUAUAAUUACCAUGUUAAUCUAUUAAAAUGGUAUCAUUGAUGAUGGUUGAUGCAUGAUGGAUACAGCUAAAAUAGCACCAGAUGUCUCUGUUAAAGAUAUGCUUAAUGUGAAGGUAUGCCCAAACCAAAUUUUUUUCAUGACAGUAAAGUGUUUUUUUUAAUUGGAAAUAAGUUUGUAGCUUAACUUAGUUCAUUAAAUUGAUAUUUGUUGUACAUCAAUGAAUUAUUUGCUCAUUUGUUGACAACUGAGCAUUUCCGGAGAAUUAGAAAACAAAAAUAUAGUAUGGGAAUCUGAGUAAGGCAUGCUAAUGCUUGUGUUUGAAAUGCAAGCUUAGUUUUAGCAUGAAUUUUACAAGGUUAGUCAUGUAACUUUGCCUAUACUGUAACUGAUAACCAUUUAUUUUGAAAGGGAAAUUCUGCUGCUAAUAUAUUUAUGGAAUGAAGGUAUCAUUAAGAUUUGUUUUCUUACAGAAAAUUAAAAUACUGCUUUUUAAUCUGUGUACUGUUUUUUCCUCCUUUGAGUUUUUCCCCAGUAUGUAGAAAUUGCUUUUUCACCAUAACUUUUUUUUCUUCAUUAAACAAUUUGUUUAUCUAUACAUUAUGAUCUUCAGCCAAUAUUAACUAUGCUGACAUUGAUAGUUCUCCUAGGUAAAAGUAUAUCUAAAUUAAUGGUCUGAAUCAGAGAUAUGGUAUAGUAAUUAAGGCAUCAGAAACUGGGAGACUAUGAAUUCUAGUCCCGCUUUGGGCACCAAGCUAGGUGGGUGACCUUGAGCCAAUCACUUUCUCUGAGCCCUAGGAAGGAGACAAUGGCAAACUACUUCUGAAAAACCAGGCACUGUCCAAGAAUUGAAUACAAAUGUGGAGGG